AGUCACAAUAACCUCAUUGCGCAGCUGCCAGCAGCGAAGUUCACUCAAUUUUCAACUCUCCGCCCCUUCCUUAAGGAUUUUCCCUAUCCAGCUAUGGCCAGACACACCUCGCUCGACUCCGAAAGACCAAUCAUGGCUCAAUCUAACCGGACGUCGAAGAGAUUCUCGACUGUGAGCGGGAGUCCCUCGGUUGCGUCAUCGGAUCUCUCGAGUCUGCCCAGUGGAGAUCCCCGGCUGGCCGACUUUCACCAUCUGCGGGACGGUUUGGAGCGAUUGGAGAACAAGCCACUGCUGAAGCAGCGCUUUGUUCCUACCCCCGAGAAGAGCGACAACCUCAGCAAAUUGGCGCUAGGAGCGAAAGUUGAGCGCGCCCUGGACCGAAGAAUGACAGGCCAGGAUGCCAUCAUGCGCGAGCCCACUUUGAAUGAGAAGGCCGUGGUCGACUCGACUGCGUCCCCUUGAUAUGAACCCUCAAUGCCUUUUUUUGAGAUGUCGACUGGUUACCGUGCAUGACUCUUAUGGUUUUUUUGUGAUCGGAAUCCACGCGCCCUGGGAAUCAAAGUCACUUCUUCCCUCAGCCUGUCGGUAUCUGCUGCGACGGAAUCCUUUGAAACGCGUUUGAUAAUUAUCACUUUCUGGAUGAGAAGCCUGUCUAAUAUCUGUUUUCAUACCCCUGCCUCGAGCCAGCUGUUCUGUUUCUGCAACUUCAAUGCCUCUUGUGGCUGUCACUACAUAUCCCGUGAUUCUACUUGUUCGUUAUAUCUGACCUCGGUGAAAGCUUCUUGCAAUACUCGAUGUUACAUUAGAAACGUGGUGCUUGUGUUUCUUCAUAUGUAUAGUCGAGUGAACAGAUCACUGCCAUACGUGCACUUACCUGUAGAAUAGUGGUCGAAUUGGUGGUCAAUUAUCAUUGGUCGUACA
Molecule: messenger RNA, 921 nt
Organism: Aspergillus uvarum CBS 121591
Lineage: Eukaryota; Fungi; Ascomycota; Eurotiomycetes; Eurotiales; Aspergillaceae
Exons: 2
Coding region: 94-462 (122 amino acids)
Source: RefSeq, a predicted model, not a curated record